This is a messenger RNA of Monopterus albus (swamp eel), 4660 nucleotides long. RefSeq names its product muscleblind-like protein 2a. NCBI's taxonomy places the organism in Eukaryota, Metazoa, Chordata, Actinopteri, Synbranchiformes, Synbranchidae. Gene Ontology annotation, biological process: regulation of RNA splicing. The record is from RefSeq and is a predicted model, not a curated record. The coding region runs from base 725 to 1912 and encodes 395 amino acids. Gene Ontology annotation, cellular component: nucleoplasm; cytoplasm. Gene Ontology annotation, molecular function: metal ion binding; RNA binding. The transcript is spliced from 10 exons.
ACAUUAAAACUGACAGUCGCACAGUAAGCUGUUAAAAGCUUGUUGCUCAAAUCUGUGCUGUACUACAAAGUAAAAAAGAUAUUAGCUCGGACACGUAGCCGAAAUAACAAGCUUCAAUUCUGCGAACAGAGCAUGAACAAAAUGGACUGCUGAACAGACAUUUCGGGAUCACUUGACAUCUUGUUUUCGUUAGUUCAGUUGGGCUGCGGUGUCGUCUGUCCUAGCUGGUGCGUGAUUGCUGUAUCCGUGAUGAUGAGAUCACCAACAGAAAGUGCCUUUAAGAAGAUAUCCCCAACUUGAAGUUAGUCUGUGUACAUGGCCUGUCUGUGCUUUCUCUAAGGCCAAACUCAAGAACCAACAAAGGAUACCUCAGAUGCAGGCCUGUGCCACCACUUGGCUUGCAACUUCAGCUCCUAAGAGUGCUAAAUUAGAGCUAUAAUAUAAGAGAAUAAGAGGGCAAAGAAUAAUGACCAGAGAAUGGCUAAAAUAACAAGUCUGCAUUGAAUUUCCUUCGCCUAUCCCUAACCAUCAGUUGUGGAAUAUACACUUGAACUUGAAGUAGAAAAAAAACCCAUACAUUUGUUGGGCUUCUCAGUGUUUGACCAGCCAUCUAAUGAACCUGGAGGACUCAGCAGGUUGUUUUAACAGAGCACUUUGUACAUACACCACCCUACAGCUUUUAAUGUAUGAGGCACACAACAAUUGGAUAGACAUUUAAAAUUUUAUGUAUGAUUUGGACAUGGCUUUGAACAUUUCUUCAGUAAGAGACACAAAAUGGUUAACUCUGGAAGUCUGUCGACAGUUUCAGUGGGGAAACUGUUCUCGUAGUGAUGAGGAAUGCAAAUUUGCUCAUCCGCCAAAGAGCUGCCAAAUAGAAAAUGGAAGAGUUAUUGCCUGCUUUGACUCACUGAAGGGCCGAUGCUCAAGAGAAAACUGCAAAUAUCUUCAUCCACCUUCACAUUUAAAAACCCAGUUGGAGAUAAAUGGGCGCAAUAAUCUCAUCCAGCAAAAGACAGCAGCGGCUGUGUUCGCCCAGCAAAUGCAGCUCAUGAUCCCUGGCCCCAAUCUUCAGCCUGUGCCUACAUUUUAUUUCACACAGGGACUUGGCACAAAUACCGGUCUUGGGUAUGGUUCAUACAUGACACCUCUGAGUCAUGGAAUGAGCCUCGUUCCCUCAGACAUCCUUCCCAGCACUCCACUUCUUACUCCUGGGAGCCCACCUGUCACGGUCCAGAGUUCUUCUUCUUCGUCUUCUGCUUCUUCUCCAUCACAGAAGUUGCAGCGUCCAGACAAACUAGAGGUUUGUCGUGAGUUUCAGCGGGGAAACUGUACAAGAGGGGAAACAGAUUGCCGCUUUGCUCACCCUAGCAACAGUCCAAUGAUUGACACCACUGAUAACACUGUCACUGUUUGCAUGGACUACAUCAAGAACCGCUGCUCCAGGGAGAAGUGCAAGUAUUUUCACCCACCUGCGCACUUGCAGGCCAAAAUCAAAUCCAGUCAACAACAAGUCAGUCAGACAGCCGCGGCAGCUCAAGCUGCAGCUGCAGCUGUGACUCAGGCGACUGCCAAAGCAAUGAAGCGACCCCUCGACGCAGCUGUAGACCUGGCCUUUCCUCACAGCAUCCUGCAGUCCCUACCAAAGAGACAAGCUCUUGAGAAAAACAGCUGGGCCAGCUCUUUUCUCAGCCCCAGUUUUUUGCACUACCAACAGGCUCUGGCCAACACACAUCUGCAGCAGCCCACUGCAGCAUUUUAUCCCACAGGUUCUGUGUUCUGUAUGACUCCUGCUAACAGCAUUGUCCCCAUGAUGUACAGUGCUACGCCUGCUACUGUCUCUGCAGCAACUACUCCCGCCACAAGUGUCCCCUACGCAGCAACAGCACCAGCCAAUCAGAUCAUCCUCAAGUAACCACCAAACACAGAAGUCGAUGCCCUGUUCCUGCUGUCAAAGACCCCAAACAACCACUCUGUAAAUACUCUGUCCACACCACACACAACAUACAACAAGCUGCAUGCUGAUAAUGUCACUGAUGGAGAAGUUGUAGAUAUCACCUUGAUCUCUGAUAACAAAUUAUAUAACUCUAUUAAACUUGGAUUAUAGUGUUGUUUAAAAAAUGUCACAUAAGAUUUUGUAUGUACACACCUUUGCUCCUGGUCAGAGCUACAUUUAGCCUCUUAAUGAGCUGAAAAGCAGUCUUCAAUUCAUGAACUUUGGUGAACAUAUUCAAUGAGAAAACACAUGAAAAUCAAACAGAAAAUAGGUAGUGACACCUUGAUAUGAACUGAUAGGAGAACAAAUAGAAAUGUUCACUGUCACUUGUAAGUGAUGUAAUUAUUACAAGUGGAGGAGAUGAGCACGACACAUCUAAUCUGAAAUCGGCUUUCAGUGUGUAGACAAUAUAUGUUGAUGUCAGGUGUAAAGGGGUCUAUUGGUGAUUGUUUUAUUGAUUUGGAUCAUUCUUGGAUGUCUUAUAUUAUAUAAACAAUGUUUUUUCACAUUGAUUGUUUAUCUAGUGUCAGAUUUAAUAAUUUGAAACUAAGUAGUAGACAGCACUUAUUUUAACUUUAUACUCUGCAUUGUAAACCUGUAAUUUGAGAGUAGGCUCCUCCUUUAAAGUACUCUGAGGGUAGUUGAUCUGUAUUGUUUACAGUAAUCCCCAGAGAACAGGAUCAGUGCUCCACCUCCUGGUGUGCCUUUGCAUUGCAUAUAAAACCAGUCUAAAGGAUCUUUAUGAAACUGGCCCCUGGUUCAGCUUGAAGAUAUAGCAAAAGUGUUUUUUAAGAAGAGCCUUCACAACAUUGCAGUUAACCCAGUAAAUUGUGUAGAAAUACUGCUCAUAUUCAAACUAAAGUUCUUGUGAUCCUUUAAGGGUUGAGUUUAGUAGUGUGUAAACUGUACAGUCAGUUGUCAGUACUGUAUUUUUGAAUGUUACAAGUGCCUAAAGAAUUGUGCACGCAAUAAGCAUAUUUAAAAGGCUGUGUCGCUCAAUUAAAUCUACUCUAUUUAAGCCACAUUUAGAAAGAAAUGUACUUGUUUUGCAGUGUCAUGCCAGUGCAUUUUGUGUAUGCCUGUUUAGAUGCAGUCUUACAGUUAAUUUUAGUUAUGUUUAGGGUUCUAUGAAUGAAAAAAAUAAUAUCCAGGUUAUUUUUUAUUUUAUUUUACUUUCAAGAUGAUAAAGUAAUUUACAGCAAAGUAGAAUACUUUGUAUAAAGUAGAAUUUAAGUAGAAAUUUUGAAGAACUUCAGUUGUGUAUGAUUGACACAACAAUAUGCAGUUACUUGUCUUUGUAAUGUGCAGCAGAAUGAGCAUUGUGUCUGGUUAAGUAAAAUAGCUGACAUUUAAAUUAGUUUCCAUCAUAUACAUAAUAUUCUCUUGAAAAACUUCAUAUACGUUGUACAGUAUAUUCCCCCUAGUGAUAUUUUACACGCCAUUGGGUGGAAUAUAUGGAGUACAUUUGCAUAUUUUACUAGUUUAUCUUUAAAAACAUUUUACUAUUUAAUGAUGAAUGUAACUUAUGAAAUGGACCUUAGCUCUGCUGGAGGUUUCUUAAAGGGCCUUGAUUUGUUGUACCAUCCCAUGAAAAGUCAUUUAUGUCAAGGGAUCAAAUGUUGGAGCCAAGAGGAACAUUUUCAUUCAUGUCAUUGCCUUGUCACCUGUAAAGGACUACAAACCUCUGUAUGAGCUAGGCCAUAGAAUUGUUUUUAUGUACAGAGGUGCAAGUAAUGUUCAUAAUAGUGUAGUUUGUCAUUUUAUUAUUUUAAUUUGCUGCUGAGGCAGCCUGAUGUUAGUGUGAUUUUAAAAACUGUAUAUUUGUAAGUGAUUUUGUUGUUCCUCCUCAAAAUAACAGGUUAGAUUGUACUGCCAGAUAUUUGACUAUUAUGUUCUGGUGAAACACUAAGUGAUUCCGUGCAUAAAAAUUUUAGUUUUUAAGUCUGACUUUUGCAUUUUACAUGGUUUCCACUGCAUGCUAGCAUCUUGCAACAAAAAUAUAAUCUCUUGCAGAGUGGUCUAAAUUUUCAGAAGUCAGAAGGUUGAUGGUUUGCUGUUUAAACUUAAUUUUUUUUUAUGUUUGCUUUCAGUGUAGGUUAUUAUUAGAUAGGAUAAUUUUCCCUAAUUUAUUUUGCCUGUAAGUAAAAGGCAGUUUUCUGAAUGUUUGUUUCCCCGUUUUGGUAAAAAGCUUGAAUGUCAAGCAUAUGCCUGCACAUGGAGGUCGAGAUUUGGAUCACCCAAGUCAAAAAGAUGUGGACAGUAAGAAUGUUUUGUCAGACUGACUGAUGGCAGCAUUUCUCCUAAGCACUUUCUCAGCAGUCACGUGACUGAGAAGGCUUUUUGUGAACUUAUCCUUAUGCCUUAUCUUUGAUCUGUUCCUAAGUUUGCAUUUGUUCAGAAAUUAGAAAUUCCUUAAUAAAAUUAAUUCAGUUAUGACUGCUGCAUGACUGUUUUGUUUAAGGUCAAAAUUAUGUGAAGAGGACCGACUAGCUGCCAUUAUGAACGGUAAACUAUAUCACACCUUGAAGUAUGCCAGUUGUUUCCAUCCUGGCCUAAAUUUAAACUGUUGGCAAAUUUUUAGUCUGUAAAUUAUAGGUGAAAAUAAUUUGUUUUGUGCAUAAUGUAGAUGGUUUUGUUUCUGUAAAUUCAAAUUUGUGUAAAAUCUAA